AUGGAAAUGAAUGGUGUCGAUGAGAAUGCCUGGUGGACGUUGCCUGAAAACUUUGAGGCCCCCUUUGUGGUAUUCAUAGAUGAGGGCCAGGAGGAGCUCAUAUUUGGCCAUCGAGACUUACACCUCAGACAGAUAGAGGUACACAGUAACACCUUCAUUCAGCUGGAGGAGUGGUUUACGGCAUCAGGUCAGACUCGAGUAACUGUCGUGGGACCGUUAAGAGCAAAGCAGUGGUUGAUGGAUAUGAUUUGGAGUGUCGGUAGCCAGGAACCUAACCACCAGGCCCGAGGCCAAGAGAUGUUGCAGCGUGUCCGGAACCAACGUCUGACCAGGGAGGACUUGGAUGCCUCUUUCAGGGUGAGGUCAUAUAGCUGGGGCCUAUCUCGACCUACCAGGAUGAGAGGGACCACUUAA
Mesocricetus auratus (golden hamster) is the source of this 414-nucleotide messenger RNA. RefSeq names its product KH homology domain-containing protein 1-like. The transcript is spliced from 3 exons. Gene Ontology annotation, cellular component: cytoplasm. Gene Ontology annotation, molecular function: RNA binding. The record is from RefSeq and is a predicted model, not a curated record. Lineage: Eukaryota; Metazoa; Chordata; Mammalia; Rodentia; Cricetidae. The coding region runs from base 1 to 414 and encodes 137 amino acids.